Molecule: messenger RNA, 12554 nt
Organism: Capsicum annuum
Lineage: Eukaryota; Viridiplantae; Streptophyta; Magnoliopsida; Solanales; Solanaceae
Exons: 18
Coding region: 173-11368 (3731 amino acids)
Biological process (GO): nuclear-transcribed mRNA catabolic process, nonsense-mediated decay; phosphorylation
Cellular component (GO): nucleus
Molecular function (GO): protein serine/threonine kinase activity; protein binding
Source: RefSeq, a predicted model, not a curated record
GGGAUGGAAUAUGAAUAAUCAAAUCCUUUAGAUGCUGCAGUGGUGAAUUUAUACAUUUAUAACGACGUUUUUCCGGUGAACGGCGAUAAACGGAAAUUCAAGAACUGCUCUCACAUGUAACGGAAGAAGAAGACAAAAAUGAAGGAUUAUUGAUGAAGAGAAUAAUAAGGGGAUGAUGCAAGGACUUCAUCACCAGCAGCAGCAAUUAGCGGCACUUCUCACCGUCGCAUUACCCAAAGAAGAUCCUUCUAAAUCCACUUCAACUUCAGUUGCUAUUGAAGAUGACGAGUCUUCUCGUGUUGCCGCUAUUACUUCUCUACAGCGCGCCAUUCUUUACCCUCCCAACUCUCUACUCAUCACCCACUCCGCUUCUUUUCUUGCCCAGGGCUUCUCUCAGCUCCUCUCCGACAAGUCAUAUUCCGUGCGUCAGGCAGCAGCUACUGCUUAUGGUGCUUUGUGUUCUGUAUUAUGUUUAAUCUCGAUAGGUCCAAAUGGAAGGCAGAACCAUGUCAUUCUUGGCAGUCUGGUUGAUCGGUUCAUUGGUUGGGCAUUGCCAUUGCUUAGCACUGUUGUAGAUGGGACAACUGAUCUUGCAUUGGAGGGCUUGCGAGAAUUUCUUAAUGUUGGGGAUGUUGCGGCAGUUGAGAGGUUUGCAUUGCCAAUUCUUAAGGCUUGCCAAGAGCUUCUUGAGGAUGAAAGAACCUCCUUGAGCUUACUGCGCAGACUUCUCGCUGUUUUAACACUUAUCUCCUUGAAGUUUUUUAGAUGCUUUCAGCCCCAUUUUGUUGAUGUUGUUGAUCUCCUCCUUGGGUGGGCGAUGAUACCGGACCUUGCAGAAUCUGAUAGACGCGUUAUUAUGGAUAGUUUCCUGCAGUUUCAGAAAUAUUGGGUGAACAAUAUGCAGUUCCCAUUGGGAUUGCUCUCAAAGUUUCUAGGUGAUAUGGAUGUGCUGCUUCAGGAUGCAAGUCCUGGUAGCUCCCAGCAGUUCCAAAGAUUACUUGCAUUAUUGUCUUGUUUUUCUACAGUGUUACAGUCCACAGCUUCAGGUUUGCUAGAGAUGAAUAUGCUUGAGCAGAUAAGUGAACCUCUUUGUAAAAUGGUUCCCAUUCUGUUAGGAUGCAUGUCUAUGAUAGGAAAAAAGUUUGGGUGGUCAAAAUGGAUUGACGAUUCUUGGAGAUGCUUGACUUUGCUUGCUGAAAUUUUGAGUGAACGGUUUGCAACAUUUUACCCUGUUGCAGUUGAUAUCUUGUUUCAGAGCUUGGUUAUGGAAUUCAAAGACCAGUCUCUGAAUAUGAAGAAGCUUGAUUCCUUUCAGGUUCAUGGAGUUCUUAAAACCAAUUUGCAAUUGCUGUCUCUGCAAAAGCUUGGCCUUUCUCCAUCAUCUGUUCACAAGAUUUUACAAUUUGAUGCGCCUAUAUCUCAGAUGCGUUUGCAUCCCAACCACUUAGUGCCUGGAAGUUCAGCAGCUACUUAUAUAUUUUUGCUUCAACAUGGGAACUUUGAGGUUGUUGAAAAAGCAGUGAUUGUGCUGCUUGAAGAGCUGAAUUUGUUGAGGUGCAUGCUUGGACAAAAAUCAGACCUGCAGAAUCCGGCAUAUGAUGUCAAAGUUCCUAAAUCUUACUCAAAAUCUGAGCUAUUUGCAUUGAUUAAGUUUGAUUUGGAGGUCUUACUUAGUUGUGUUUCUUUGGGCAGUGGAGCUUGCAUGAUUGGCCAAACAGAAAUCGAUACUCUGUAUGUUAAUAUGUCCGGAAAGUUAAUAUCAAGCAUUAUUGGCAAUUUCAACCCUUUCGAGUCACCUGUCCGAGGGCAUGUAGAAUUGCAAGUCAUAGUUCUCAAGACGUUAGAAAGACUAGCUGCACUUGAAUUUUUAAGCAAAUGCUCUCUAAGGAAACAAGUUACUGCCACAGCUUCACAGGAAACAACACCUGAGAAGCUCGAAAAGGUAGAGAAUGGGAGGACUGAACUUCCUGGGCUAGUCUUACAGCAUCUGAAAAUGUAUGCUAUCCUUCUUAUAAGAGCUCUUCAUGUCACUUCUCCUCUAGCAGUUAAAAUAGAAGCACUACAAUGGAUACAUGAAUUCUGUGGAAAAGUUGUUCACAUAUAUGAGAAUGAGAAGGCGUUAUAUUUUCCAUAUGAAGCAUUUGGAUAUGCAGACAUUGUCCAGGAUUUGCUGUUCUCGGUUCUGGAUGUUGCGUCAGAUAGAGAACCAAAAUUGAGAUCUCUUGUGGCAUUAGUCCUUCAGAAGCUUCUACAAGCAAAGCUUAUUCAUCCUACACACUUUAUUAUUACUACUCAGGCGGUUCUUGAAAAGCUUGGUGAUCCAGAUGACGAUAUACGGAAUGCAUUUGUCAGGUUGCUUUCAAGUGUGCUACCUAUUACAGUGUAUGCAUGUGGUCUCCGUGACAAUGGAGUGGCUACUGCAUGCUGGCCAGGUGUUCUUAGAUUUAACAAUAGGUCGAACUUGCAUUGGAAGCAACUUUUUGCACUUAAGCAACUGCCUCAGCAACUUCAUUCACAGCAACUUGUUACCAUACUUAGUUACAUUGCACAGAGAUGGAAAGUGCCUCUUUCUUCAUGGAUCCAGAGGCUCAUUUGUAGCUGUGGGCGCACCAAAAAUGUCACUUUAAUUCAACCUGAGGAAACGUAUAAUUCUAGCUCAAAUGGGCUGUUGUGGGAUAUCAAAGUUGAUGGAGAUAUUCUUGAGAGAAUUUGCUCCGUUAACACCCUUGCUGGUGCAUGGUGGGCAAUACAUGAAGCUGCCAGAUAUUGUAUUACCACUCGUCUUCGAACGAACCUUGGUGGUCCAACUCAGACUUUUGCUGCAUUGGAGCGCAUGCUUCUUGAUGUUGCUCAUGUACUGCAUCUUGAUGCUGAUCAAAGUGAUGGAAAUUUAAAUAUUAUUGGAUCUUCUUAUGCUCAUUUGUUACCUAUGAGAUUAUUGCUUGAUUUUGUUGAGGCUCUUAAGAAAAAUGUAUACAAUGCAUAUGAAGGGUCAACUGUUUUACCCAGUGCUUCUCGGCAAAGUUCCUUGUUCUUUCGGGCAAAUAAGAAGGUUUGUGAGGAGUGGUUUUCUCGGAUAAGUGAGCCCAUGAUGAAUGCAGGAUUGGCGCUCCAAUGUCAUGAUGCUACGAUAUAUUAUUGCGCAUUGCGCUUGCAGGAGCUGAGGAACCUUGUGGUUUCAGCUAUAAAGGAUAAGUCUAGAGUGCAAUUGACUGAAAAUAUCCACAAUGUCAGAGCCAGGUACGCUGCAGAUAUCUUGAGGGUUUUACGGCACAUAUGUUUGGCUUUUUGUAAAACACAUGAGCCAGAGGCAUUAAUUGGUAUUCGAAAUUGGGCAACAGUAGCGUUCUCUCCCUUGUUUACUGAUGAAAACCAGAGUUCAGAUGAUAGUGGAAUAAUUGGACAUUUUUCAUGGAUUACUGGGCUUGUAUAUCAAGCUGAAGGUCAGCAUGAAAAAGCUGCCGCUCACUUUAUUCAUCUCUUACAGACUGAGGACUCACUCUCCUUUAUGGGUUCUGAUGGUGUACAGUUUUUGAUUGCACGUAUUAUUGAGAGUUACUCGGCAGUUUCUGAUUGGAAGUCCUUGGAAUCCUGGCUGUCGGAACUGCAAACACUCCGUGCUAAGCAUGCUGGAAAAAGUUAUUCCGGUGCUCUAACAACUGCUGGCAAUGAAGUAAAUUCCAUUCAAGCGUUGGCACGCUUUGAUGAGGGUGAAUUUCAGGCAGCAUGGGCUUGUCUUGAUUUGACCCCUAAAAGUAGCAGCGAACUCACUCUGGAUCCCAAGUUAGCCUUGCAAAGGAGUGAACAAAUGCUGUUGCAAGCUAUGCUUCACCAAGUUGAGGGAAGAGUGGAGAAGGUGCCAGAGGAAUUGCAGAAGGCCAAGGGAAUGCUGAUGGAACCAUUGUCUGUCUUGCCUUUGGAUGGAAUUCUAGAGGCAGCAUCACAUGUCAACCAGUUAUAUUGCAUCUCUGCUUUUGAAGAAUGUUACAAACUCAAUGUAAGCCAAGACAAGCAUUUUCCAUCACUAUUAAGUUCUCAUAUGCAAGCGAUGAAGUCCCCCAUUAUCAAAGAUCGUCAAGAUUGCAAUAUAUGGUUAAAGGUUCUACGAAUAUAUCAAACAGCUUACCCCAUGUCACCUGUGACUCUCAAACUUUGCAAGAAUUUGAUGAGCCUAGCUCGUAAACAAAAGAACUUCCAUUUGGCAAAUCAUCUUGACAGUUAUCUCAAAGAUCAUCUUUCUAAUUUCCCUGAUGGAAGUACCCGUGAUCAUAUAAUGCUUGGUUUGGAGUAUGAGCGAGUACUGUUGAUGCAUGCUCAAGACAAAUUUGACGAUGCUUUAUUCAGUCUUUGGUCAUUUAUCCGUCCUUCCAUGAUUUCAUCUUCAUUUGUAGCGUCUGACACCAUUUAUAAAGUUCUCAAGGCAAAGGCAUGCCUGAAACUAUCUAAUUGGUUGCAAGAAGAUCAUUCAAAUUCAGGGAUGAAGGAUGUAGUCCUCAAAAUAAGAUGUGAUUUCAACACCUCACCCGGCAAAGAGGAAUCUAGCUCUAUUCUUGAUAAUUUGUAUUCUAAGGAGAGUGUGAACGCUAUUAUUGAGGAACUUGUGGGCAGUGUAACAAAGUUGUCAUGCCAACUCUGUCCCACUUUAGGGAAAUCUUGGAUUUCAUAUGCUUCUUGGUGUUAUAACCAAGCUAAAUCAUCAUUGUGUACCCCUUGUGAAGAUGCCCUUUUUUCUUGCUCAUUUUCUGCUGUUCUUGAUUCUGAAAUCCAACCAGCAAGAUAUAAGUUAACUGAGGAAGAAGUUUUGAAAGUUAAAGGUAUUAUCUCAAAGCUUCUUGAUAGCAGAUAUUGUUGCAAAGUGUCGAAUGAAGAUGGAGGUUCUGAUGUUUUAUGUGCUGAAUCUCCUGAAAGCAUGCAAAGUGAUGGCACUGCUAGCUCUCUGUUUCAGGAGGUAGUAGAUACUGUCGAAGCUGAAGCAGGAGCCCCUGGAGCAGAAGAUAAUAAUGGCGAAUUCCUCCCCAAUACAUUGACUUCUAAGUUGCAGCAUUGCUUAUUUAAAGCAAAUGUUGUUCUAGAAGAAGCAAAUGUCAUAUCCUUAAUUAGUGAUUUGGUUAAUAUCUGGUGGUCUUUGCGGCGUAGAAGGGUCUCUCUCUUUGGCCAUGCUGCUCAAGCUUUUGUGAAUUUUCUUUCAUAUGCAUCUUCCAGAUCUUUAGAUGGCCACUUAAACGGCUGUAGUGAAAAGUCAAAAUAUAAGUCUGUGAACUAUACACUUAGAUCCACUCUUUAUGUGUUGCAUAUUCUUCUCAACUAUGGGAUCGAGCUGAAAGACACACUUGAACCUGCACUUUCGGCAGUUCCUUUGCUACCAUGGCAGGAGAUAACACCUCAGCUGUUUGCUCGUCUAAGUUCCCACCCGGAACAAGCAGUUAGAAAACAAUUGGAGACCUUACUAGUAAAGCUGGCUAAGCUAUCUCCUAGGUCUGUUGUCUAUCCAACUCUAGUUGAUGCAAACUCUUACGAAAGAGAACCUUCUGAGGAACUUCAGAAAAUACUGGCUUGUUUGAAUGAGCUGUAUCCUAAGUUAGUUCAGGAUGUCCAGUUGAUGAUAACAGAGCUUGAAAAUGUAACAGUCCUCUGGGAGGAAUUAUGGCUCAGCACACUUCAAGAUCUUCAUGCAGAUGUAAUGAGGCGCAUAAAUUUGCUGAAAGAGGAGGCUGCACGAAUUGCAGAAAACCCAACUCUUAGCCAUGGAGAGAAGAACAAGAUAAAUGCUGCUAAGUACUCAGCCAUGAUGGCUCCCAUUGUUGUUGUCCUAGAGCGUCGUUUUGCUUCUACUUCUCGUAAACCUGAAACUCCCCAUGAAUUUUGGUUCCAUGAGGUGUACAAGGAACAAAUAAAAUCUGCUAUCACAACUUUCAAGAACCCCCCUGCAUCUGCUGCGGCUCUUGGGGAUGUUUGGCGACCAUUUGAUAAUGUUGCUGCAUCCUUGGCAUCUUAUCAAAGGAAAUCCUCAGUAUCACUAGGGGAAGUCGCACCACAGCUGGCCCUUCUGUCAUCAUCUGAUGCUCCAAUGCCGGGUCUUGAGAAGCAAAUUACGGUUUCUGAAGCAGAAGGGGGACUUAAUACUUCUUCCAGUGGAAUUGUCACAAUUGCUUCUUUCUGUGAACAGGUGUCAAUUUUAUCUACCAAAACAAAGCCUAAAAAGAUUGUUAUAGUAGGCUCUGAUGGGGAGAAGUACACAUAUCUGUUGAAAGGGCGUGAAGAUCUGCGGCUUGAUGCCAGAAUAAUGCAGCUGCUACAAGCAGUUAACAAUUGUCUGCAUUCAUCAUCUGCAGUACAGAGUCAGUCUGUCUGUGUUCGCUUCUACUCCGUCACACCUAUUAGUGGCCGAGCUGGUCUCAUUCAGUGGGUGGAUAAUGUAGUUAGUAUUUACAGUGUCUUUAAGGCAUGGCAGAGUCGGGUUCAGCUGGCACAACUUUCUGCGCUAGGUACUAAUGCAAAGCAGACAGUUACUGCACCUGUUCCUCGGCCAAUGGACAUGUUUUAUGGUAAGAUCAUACCUGCACUUAAGGAGAAAGGAAUAAGAAGAGUGAUAUCAAGAAGAGAUUGGCCUCAUGAAGUUAAACGAAAGGUACUUUUGGAUCUCAUGAACGAAGCUCCUAAGCAACUUCUUUACCAGGAACUUUGGUGUGCCAGUGAAGGUUUCAAGGCUUUCAGCUCGAAACUAAAGAGAUAUUCAGGUAGUGUAGCAGCCAUGAGCAUCAUUGGCCACGUUUUAGGCCUUGGAGAUCGCCAUUUGGAUAAUAUUCUUAUGGAUUUUUGCUCUGGGGAUAUUUUGCAUAUCGAUUACAAUGUCUGCUUUGACAAAGGGCAAAGAUUAAAGAUCCCAGAAAUAGUGCCUUUCCGCCUGACCCAGACAAUUGAAGCAGCUCUAGGGUUAACUGGUGUAGAGGGUACAUUCAGAGCUAAUUGUGAAGCUGUUUUUGGUGUUCUGAAGAAGAACAAGGACAUAAUCUUGAUGUUACUUGAGGUCUUUGUGUGGGAUCCCUUAGUGGAAUGGACACGUGGAGACUUCCAUGAUGAUGCAGCAAUUUUUGGGGAGGAGAGGAAGGGGAUGGAUCUCGCUGUCAGUUUGAGUUUAUUUGCCUCCCGCAUGCAAGAAAUUCGUAUUCCCCUGCAGGAGCAUCAUGAUCUUCUACUGUCUACCUUACCAGCUGUUGAAUCUGGUCUUGAGAGAUUUAUAAACGUCAUGAAUCAGUACGAAGUUGUCUCUGGCCUUUAUCGUCGUGCUGACCAAGAGAGAUCUAACCUUGUUCUACGUGAGACAUCUGCAAAGUCACUUGUUGCUGACGCUACUUCUACUUCAGAGAACAUCCGGGCUUCUCUUGAGAUGCAGGCUCGAGAACUGGCACAAGCUCAAGCUGUGGUAAUGGAGAAAGCUCAAGAAGCAACAACUUGGAUUGAACAGCAUGGAAGGACCCUUGAUGCUCUAAGAAGCAGUUCGAUCCCAGAUAUUAGAGCCUCCAUAAAGCUGACUGGUAAAGAAGAAUCUCUAUCUCUUGUAUCUGCUGUUCUAGUAGCUGGGGUUCCUUUGACAGUCGUCCCUGAACCCACCCAAGCUCAGUGCAAUGAUAUAGAUAGAGAAGUUUCUCACUUAGUAGCUGAGCUGGAUCAUGGACUUUCUUCAGCAAUAUCAACAAUCCAAACAUAUUCUUUGGCUUUGCAACGGAUCUUGCCAAUCAACUACCACACCUCCAGUCCAGUCCAUGGUUGGGCUCAAGUUCUUCAGCUUGCAAUAAAUACGCUAUCGUCUGACAUUCUAUCUCUCAGCCGAAGACAGGCUGCUGAACUUAUUGGAAAGGCACAUUCUGAUGGAUUUGAUUCUGUUAAAAAUAGAUAUGAUGAUCUUUGCUUAAAAGUGGGUCAGUAUGCAGCAGAAAUAGAGAGAAUGGAAGAAGAGUGUGCAGAGCUCGUUAACGCAAUUGGGCCUGAGACUGAAUUAAGAGCUAAAAAUAGUCUAUUGUCUGCUUUCAAGAACUACAUGGAGUCUGCUGGCAUUGAGAGAAAAGAGGAUGCUGGUCAGUUAGGAUCUUCAGUUCAUGGAGGCUCACAAGAUGGUGGUUUGCAACAGACCAAGGAAAAAGUUCUCUCAGUUUUGAAAGCAGCUUUUAGUUCUCUAUAUAAUGAUGUCAGGCAUAAAAUACUUAAUAAUUUGAGUCAUUUCACUAGGAGAGGACACACGGACAUGAUAUUAUGCUCUGAUCUUGGAAUUUUUUUCUCUGAGUUUGAGGAGCAAGUAGAGAAAUGCAUACUAGUAGCAAAGUUUCUGGAUGAGCUUCAGCAGUAUGUCAGCAUGGAUUAUAGGAGUAUCGACACAGUUGACACUUCUGAAUAUUUAUUUGAUAGUAAUUGGACUUCAACUUUUAGAACCAGUUUGUUUUCCUGUAAAAACUUGGUUGGCCAAAUGGUUGAAGUUGUCCUACCAGAUGUCAUCAAAUCGGUGAUUUUGUUCAAUACAGAAGUCAUGGAUGUGUUUGCAUCACUCUCGCAAAUCAGGAGAUCCAUUGAUACAGCAUUAGAGCAGCUUAUUGAGGUUGAAUUGGAGAGAGCUUCUUUAGCUGAGCUUGAGCAGAAUUACUUUGUUAAGGUUGGUUUCAUCACUGAGCAGCAGUUGGCUCUUGAAGAAGCUGCUGUGAAGGGUAGAGACCACUUAUCUUGGGAAGAGGCUGAGGAAUUAGCCUCUCAAGAAGAAGCAUGUAGAGCCCAACUUGACAAGCUCCACCAAAGUUGGAACCAGAAGGACGUCCGAACUUCAUCUCUUAUACAGAAAGAAGCUGCCAUUAGAAGUUCUCUUGUUUCUUUGGAACAGAAUCUGCAAUCUAUGAUCUCUCAUGAACAUGAGAAGGAACUACAUCUUUUCAGAAGCAGAGCUCUUAUGGCUGCACUAAUGCAGCCCUUCGCUGAGUUAGAAGCCGUUGAUCGAGAAUUGUCGUUGCUCGAGGCACCUGUUGAAUCUGGUUCAAGUAGGAUUUCUCACCUAAAAGUUUUAUUUAAUUCAGGAUGCCCGCUAUCGGAAUAUAUUUGGAAAUUUCCUGGCAUAUGGAGCAAUCAUGCUUUCUUUGUGUGGAAGGUUUAUAUAGUGGACUCUUUCCUUGAUUCCUGCACACAAAAUAUAGCCUUACAAGCUGAUCAAAAUUUGGGAUUUGAUCAACUUGUAAAUGUAGUGAAGAAAAAACUUGAAUCUCAGCUUCAAGAAAAUGUUGAGCAGUACUUGAAAGAGAAAGUUGCGCCUGUUUUAAUAACAAGGUUGGAAAAAGAAACUGAAUAUUUGAAGCAAGUGACAGAGUCAACAAAAGAUCGUACUUGUGAUCAAGAAACUAACAACUUUGCAGCUGUAAGAAAUGUGCAGAUCAUGCUUGAGGAAUACUGCAAUGCACAUGAAACUGUCAGAGCAGCAAAAUCAGCUGCUUCCCUCAUGAAGAGGCAGGUUAGUGAGUUGAAGGAGGCUCUUCUUAAGACCAGCCUUGAAAUUGUCCAGAUUGAAUGGAUGCAUGAUAUAAAUGCUAAUAUUCUGCAAAAGAGAAGGCUGAUAUCUCAUAAGUAUCUUUCAAGUGAUGCUAGACUCCUUCCAGUUCUUCUAAUCAGCAGACCUCAAUUGCUUGAAAAUUUUCAAUCAUCGAUUGCAAAAAUAUCUAGAGCUCUAGAGGGCCUGCAAACUUGUGAGAGAACUUCUGUCACAGCAGAAGGACAGCUUGAGAGAGCUAUGAGCUGGGCUUGUGGAGGCGCAAGUUCAACUUCUGGUGGAAAUACUUUGGCAAGAAAUCCAGGAAUACCUCAGGAAUUCCAUGAUCAUCUAAUGAGGCGGCAACAGUUAUUAUGUGAAGUUCAGGAAAAAGCAUCAGAUGUGAUGAAGCUUUGCAUCUCCAUAAUGAAGUUUGAAUUGUCGAGAGAUGGCUUUUUCCAGACUUCAGAAGAAUUUUAUCCAUCCAGGAGCAUUGCAGAUGGCAGGACCUGGCAGCAAGCUUACUUAAACGCUCUGACAAACUUGGACGUUAGUUAUCAUUCCUUUACUCAUACUGAACAAGAAUGGAAACUUGCACAGAGCAACAUGGAGGCUGCUUCAAGUGGCUUAUUCUCUGCAACUAAUGAACUCUGUGUUGCUUCUGUUAAAGCUAAGUCAGCAUCAGGGGAUAUGCAAAGCACUCUGCUUGCAAUGAGGGAUUGUUCCUAUGAAUUAAGUGUGGCUCUAUCAGCAUUUGGGGCCAUUACAAGGGGGCGUACUGCUUUGACAUCUGAAUGUGGUUCGAUGCUUGAAGAGGUUCUGGCGGUAACAGAAGGUGUGCAUGAUGUUCACAGUAUAGCCAAAGAAGCUACUGCUUUGCACUCGUCUGUUAUGGAAGAUCUAUCAAAGGCAAAUGGCAUCCUACUUCCACUUGAAUCUUUAUUAUGCAAGGAUGUUGCUGCCAUGACUGAAGCUAUGACAAAGGAAAGAGAGGCAACGAUGGAAAUAUCUCCUGUUCAUGGACAAGCUAUAUUCCAGUCUUAUCAUGUUAAAGUAGAAAAAACUUAUGAAAUCUUUAAGCCCUUGGUUCAUUCUCUCACAAUCUCCGUCGAGGGACUUUAUUCAAUGUUGACCAGGCUAGCCCAAUCUGCAAGUCUGCAUGCAGGAAAUCUGCAUAAGGCUCUCGAGGGAUUAGGAGAAAGCCAGGAAGCAAGGUCAGAGGAUCUUAACUCCUACAGGCCAGAUCUUGCUGAUCAAUAUGAUGGAAAGAAUGAGAUCUUCUCCCAAUCAGACAGAGAAAGCAGCAUGGAUUUUCUUGAAGUGAACGGACUGUCUUUGCAAGAUAAGGGAUGGAUAUCUGCUCCUGAUAGCAUGACCAGUGGCAGUUCAGAGUCUGCAGCUACAUCAUCUCAAGUUAGUCUUGCAAAUAGUUCCAAUGGCCCAGACUUGACUGACCCAAGUACUCCAUAUUGUUCUGAUGACACAGAGAGAAGAGAAUACUUGCAUAAUUUUUCCUCAGUUGGAAGUGCACUUCCAGAAUUGCCACAGCCGGAACCUGAAAAGACACAGGAGACGUUUGAGAUGAAACUUUUGCUUGGAAAUGAAGAGCCCUUGUCAAGCAAAGAUAAGGUCGAGGGGGCUGCUCAUGGAACUUCACUUAUCAAUGUGGAGGCUGCCAACCGAACAACUAGAGGUAAAAAUACAUAUGCAUUAUCAAUUUUAAGGAGAGUCGAGAUGAAGUUAGAUGGUCGAGAUGUAGCUGAUAACAGGGAAAUGAGUGUUGCAGAACAAGUGGAUUAUCUUCUCAAACAAGCAACUAGUGUAGAUAAUCUUUGCAACAUGUAUGAGGGUUGGACACCGUGGAUUUGAGCUGGUGAACAUUAUUCUUUUUUUUUUCUCAACACAAGAGCUCUUUUCAUGAUUUUCUGUGAUCAUUGAAGAAGUUGAGAUAGAGCUUAGUCUCCUGAACCACAAGAUGCGUGUUGGAACUUUGACUUCCUCAUUGUGAGGGACGUGGCAAUUGGCAAGCAAUUUUAGUCUGUGCAAGCGAAUUUGAGGAUCCAACUUGAAGGCUGUGGGUAGAAUGCUCUCAUCUUCUUCAGCUGCCUAUUCUUCCUUUAUAUGAUGCCUUUUGAGAAACUGCUGCAUGUUGCUUAUUCAAAUCUGCAUAUGCGACGCUGGAACGUCAAAUCUACACUUUCGCAACAGUUUGAUCAUGGUUCAAACACUGUUGGAAGACAAUAUAAUGUGCUUCCAACGGUAGCAUGGUCCAUCCAUAUCCACUAAUUGGCAACAACUACCUUUUCAAACUAUCAUAUGGUCUAUUGGUCACUUCACUUGCAACAGCUGCUUAUGGACUUUGAUGAGGAUUGGCUAAUGCCAUUCAUAUGUCAUGAGAAAUUUGACUUUUGGCUGAGGCAGUGAGGAUCCAAUAUGGGUAUACCUUAUAGCUCCUGCUGUUGCUCUAGAUGGGGUCUGGCUUUUUACCAUGGAGCACUAGGUAUCUUGUAAAUAUCUGUAAUGAUUCUACAUGUUCACAAGUUCUAGCGAUAUUCCUACCCAACCACGUUGGAGCGGACCUGAUAUGUGCCUGCCACCACCAUCCAUCUCUCGACUAUCCUGUCAUUGGGCACCGGAUACUCACAGGGACGAUAAAGGAAAGGCACAAAUGCAUUUUUUUUUCUCGUCUCCAGGGGUUUUGCUUCGGUCUACUGGACGCAUAGUUGGCUUAUUUGGGGCUAGGCAUAGUAGCAAUCCAGAGGAAUAAGAUGAAGGCAACAACUUGGAAGUUGAGUGGUCUAAAUCAUGCUCAUAUUCAUGUCCCAAGUGUAUGCCAUUGUUUGUCAAUAGCUUCGAAUGGAAUAUGCAAAUGGGGGGCCCUUUCAUGUAUUGGGAAAAUGGAAUUACUUUAAUAGAUUACGGCAGCUCAUAGUUUGUUGUAAAAAAAGGAUACUAGUAGUAAGUAACAAAUUACAGCAGCUCAGUUAAGUUGGUAAAUAUGUACUAACAAUCAAAGAAUUCUCCUUCCUCUUUUCCUCUUAAAUAAAUUUACCUA